GUCACACACAUUAAAAAAAUCAUCAAGAUGGCAUCUUUAUUAUUUACUUGAAUUAGGUACCUAUUUGUUUAAAAUUGCAUGUAUGAGAAAAUUUUCCUAAAAACAAUAUCAAUGUAAAAUUCGUUAAUAAUUCUUUCUGUACAUUAAAAAAGCAAAAUUUCAAGUGUGUUAUUUCAAAUCGAAAAGUGAAAAAUGGCAGACAGUAAACAUGGUGAUAACCAGGCUAAUGAUAAAGACAAAAGGGUCAAGAUACAUGUGGAAGGUGAAGAUGAGGUGGCCGAAGGGGAGAUGGGUCGUAAGAAAAUGAAACGGUUCCAACUGCCCAAUUUACCCCGAUGGUGGCAGGCUAAGAUCAUUCAAUACGCCUUCGCGCACCCGCAUGUCCGGGCCCGCCUCGAGAAGCACAUGGGAUCCAACUUGGUGCGGCUCACGGACAAGAGCUACAUGACCGAUUUGGAGGAGAGGAUCCGGGCGGUCAAUGAGGAGAACCUCAACAAAAGAAUAUCCGCCAGAGUUCUAGAUGAAAUGGAAAGGUUGAAACGUCUCAUCCUAGUUGGGAAAACGCCUCUGCAGGAAUGCCCGCCUGAACUAUACCACCACCCCGUCUUCGUGUUUUGGCGGAUGGUAAACCGUGAAGUCGCCAAAGCAUCCAAGAAACGAGCUGACGCAUACUAUCGAAAGUUGAAAGCGUCACAAAAAACAGAUCAGUCUAUGGAUGAAGAAGCUGAAAAUGAAGCGACAGAAGAUGAAAGCGAACAACUGACUCCGGAACAACUUUUAACUAAAUGCAAUGAGGAAUUAGAAGAACAAAAACAAAAAGAUAUUGCAAAAGGAGUUCGUUUUACAGAUGAACAAUUCGCUCUUCUUAAAUACGAGACAAAUGACGUAAAAACCCUUAAAAGUCUUACGACGGUUGAAGAACUCUACGCGUUAGCUGACAAGAUUAUUGGCACAAAGCGUUUGUAAUGAUUUUUUUUUUAUUGAAUUUUCAUUAAUGAAUAAUUUAAACGCAUAUGCGAUAAUCUUAUUUGUUUAAAUUUGAGAAUGUGCUCAUGUAUGUAGAUAAAUAGCUUUAUCUAUCAGUAUUUAAAAAGAAUGUAAAGCGUAUAAAAUGUAGUGAAAGUAAGCUGGACUGUAAUUUUGUACCAAUUAUAUUGUUUGAUAUUUG
Molecule: messenger RNA, 1168 nt
Organism: Galleria mellonella (greater wax moth)
Lineage: Eukaryota; Metazoa; Arthropoda; Insecta; Lepidoptera; Pyralidae
Exons: 6
Coding region: 193-966 (257 amino acids)
Source: RefSeq, a predicted model, not a curated record